Messenger RNA from Drosophila persimilis, 944 nucleotides. RefSeq names its product 23 kDa integral membrane protein. Bases 146 to 826 code for a protein of 226 amino acids. The record is from RefSeq and is a predicted model, not a curated record. The transcript is spliced from 6 exons. Gene Ontology annotation, cellular component: membrane. Lineage: Eukaryota; Metazoa; Arthropoda; Insecta; Diptera; Drosophilidae.
CAUAUCGUGAGCGCGCGCGAAUAGCACGUACAAAAAAAAAAAAAAAAAAAAAUAACGGAAGAAAAGUAACGCCAAAGUUGCAGCUUCUCCACAAUUUCGAUAGCCAUUCUACACCGUACCGUCCUCCCAACGAAUCUCAGGCAAAAUGAGCUGCGGAAUCUCCAUGGUUAAAUAUAUACUGUUUAUAUUCAAUUUGCUCUGUUCGAUAUGCGGCAUUUUGUUGAUCGUGUUUGGAGGCCUUCUGUUCAGCAACAUCCACAACAUCGAUGACUUCGCAGAGGCGCUGCGCACCCAGCAGGUGCCCAUCACAAUGAUUGUGCUUGGCACUGUUAUCCUGCUAAUCUCCUGGUUCGGCUGCUGCGGUGCCAUUCGCGAGUCCUACUGCAUGUCCAUGACGUACUCGAUUCUGCUGUUCGUUUUGAUGAUUGGCCAGCUGGCGUUGGUGAUCUACAUGUGGCUGCAGAAGGACAAGUAUCUGGUCAUAAUGGGCGAUGUGGUGGAGAAGGCCUGGGAGCGACGCACCCGUCGUGCCGACUACAUGGAUGCCAUACAGAUUAGCAUGGAGUGCUGUGGCCGCACUAACUUCUCGGACUAUUCCUUCCAAGGCUACUUCCCCCCCUCGUGCUGCAAGGAUACCAACAACUGCCGCCCGGACACUGUCUACCGACGCGGCUGCAAGGCGGCCUUUGUGGAGUUCUGGGACAGAAACAGCGACAUCAUCAAAUAUGCCGGCUUGGUUAUUGCCGCCAUUGAGUUUGUGGGCUUUGUGUUUGCCUGCUGUCUGGCGAACAGCAUCCGGAAUUACCGUCGCCGCGCGGACUAUUAAGUGCUGGACCUUGAAAAGCCUUACUAAUUUUAAUUGAAACCGAAAGUACGAAUUAUGUUGCCCAAUUUUAUUUACAUACAUACAUACGAGUAUAUCGAUAUAAAUCACCUGACACAGA